This is a messenger RNA of Paraphaeosphaeria sporulosa, 923 nucleotides long. RefSeq names its product NAD(P)-binding protein. The record is from RefSeq and is a predicted model, not a curated record. The transcript has 3 exons. The annotation marks the transcript as partial. NCBI's taxonomy places the organism in Eukaryota, Fungi, Ascomycota, Dothideomycetes, Pleosporales, Didymosphaeriaceae.
CGGCGACGACAGGACCGUAUCGUGAAUUUCAUGCAAAAACCCAUACCUACGACCAAGAACUGCAGGAAAACAUUGUGUCGAGAGAUAAGCAAAGCAUAAUGGCUCCAUCAGGUCUUGCGAUUUUAAUUGGUGCCGGUCCAAACACGGGAACUGGUAUUGCACGUAUUCUCUCCCAUCCGUCUCAUGGAAACUUGGCUGUCGCUCUUCUUGCUCGCCGUCCUGAGUCGCUAAACGAGGUCGUCAGCACAGUACACAAAACAAGCCCCAAUGCCGUCCUGGAGACCUUCGCUACCGACACGUCAAAAGCAUCUCUUGAAAAUACUUUCAAGGAAAUUCAGAAACACCAGAGUUCCAAGAAUCUCAAAUUGAACCUGGCGAUCUAUAGCAUCAAGCAUUCUUCCAAGAAGCCGUUCUUGGAAGAAACGCGCGAAGAAUUCGAAGAUUCUCUGGAGACAUAUGUUGGUGGUGCCUUUACAUUCGCGCAAGAGUCUCUAAAGCGUUUCUUCGCGGAUCAUGGGGAGAAGGACCUGGCGGAGGGAGGCGAGAAAAAAGGCACACUUAUCUUCACUGGAACACUCGGCGCGCUUCGUUGCAGCGCGCAAUUUGCUGCAUACGGAGCUAGCCGCGCAUCAGUACGCCAGCUUGCGCAGACACUUGCGCGCGAGAUGAGCGAGAAAGGUGUGCACGUUGUACACACUAUUGCCAAUGGCGGCAUUGCGGAUGCGGACGGAGAGGAUCAGAAAACGGGAAAGAAAAUGAGCUCAAAUGCUGUUGGCGAGACGUACUUGUGGCUACAUAAACAGAAGCCUUGCCUUUGGACGCACGAGCUCGGUAAGUGACCAGUCGCCACAUACGACACUACUGACAAUUACCUAGACAUGCGGCCUGCUUGCGAGAAGUUUUAAUUAAUAUAUUAGUAGCCA